AUGGCUGAAUAUGAAUAUAACUCUAUCAAAAUGCCGCAUCAGUAUGGGUUGCCCAUGUUGGGCAUACAAACUCCCCCUUCGCCGCCUAAUCACUACGAAAGAUAUGCACCGGUACCGCUUCGGCAUCAGGAAGAUCGAAGGCUCACGCGGGAAGCCAUGGAAAAAUAUUUGCGAGAAAGAAGUGAUAUGGUUAUCGUUAUAUUACACGCUAAAGUUGCUCAGAAAUCUUAUGGAAACGAAAAACGGUUUUUUUGUCCACCGCCCUGCAUUUAUCUAUACGGGGAUGGUUGGAGAUUGAGACACGAACAAUUAUUGCGGGAAGGUGAGUCCGAUCAAUCGGCUCAAUUGUGCGCGUUUAUAGGAAUCGGUAAUUCAGAUCAAGAUAUGCAACAACUUGAUUUAAAUAAUGGAAAGCAAUAUUGUGCGGCAAAAACUUUAUACAUAUCUGAUUCUGAUAAACGUAAACAUUUUAUGCUUUCUGUGAAAAUGUUUUAUGGCAGUGGUCAUGACAUUGGUGUGUUUCAAAGCAAACGCAUAAAAGUUAUAUCGAAACCCUCGAAAAAAAAGCAAUCAUUAAAAAAUGCCGAUUUGUGUAUUGCAAGUGGUACUAAAGUUGCAUUAUUUAAUAGGUUAAGAUCACAGACAGUAAGUACUAGGUAUCUCCAUGUGGAAAAUGGUAACUUUCAUGCUAGUUCGACACAGUGGGGAGCAUUCACAAUACAUUUAUUAGAUGAUAAUGAAUCAGAGUCUGAAGAAUUUGCUGUGAGAGAAGGCUACGUUCACUAUGGUAGUACGGUUAAGCUAGUUUGUAGUGUGACAGGUAUGGCUUUGCCUCGUUUGAUAAUAAGAAAAGUCGAUAGGCAAAUGGCUCUCUUGGAAGCUGAUGAUCCUGUUUCCCAAUUGCAUAAAUGUGCAUUUUAUAUGAAAGACACGGAAAGGAUGUACCUUUGUUUAUCUCAGGAAAGAAUAAUACAAUUUCAAGCGACGCCUUGUCCAAAGGAAGCAAAUAAAGAAAUGAUCAACGACGGAGCUUGCUGGACAAUAAUAAGUACGGACAAAGCAGAAUAUAGGUUUUACGAAGGUAUGGGCCCCGUGCGAUCUCCAGUAACUCCCGUUCCUGUUGUUCACAGCCUGCAUUUAAACGGCGGUGGAGAAGUAGCCAUGUUAGAACUCACUGGUGAAAAUUUCACCCCGUGUUUACAAGUUUGGUUCGGUGACGUAGAAGCGGAAACGAUGUACAGGUGUCAAGAAAGCAUGCUUUGCGUCGUUCCCGAAAUAUCUAGUUUUAGAGGGGAAUGGCUUUGGGGUAGACAACCGACUCAAGUCCUCGUUUCCCUAGUUAGAAACGACGGUAUAAUAUACGCAACAGGUUUAACAUUUACGUACACUCCGGAACCUGGUCCGAGACCUCACUGUCCUCCCGCCGAAGACAUAAUGAGAACUCCCAGGUACCCACCCAUAUCAGAUAUACCCUGGAAUCAUCACACUCCUCCUGCAGGAAUGUGA
Messenger RNA from Pediculus humanus corporis (human body louse), 1506 nucleotides. Its product is annotated as suppressor of hairless protein, putative. The record is from RefSeq and is a predicted model, not a curated record. The transcript is spliced from 2 exons. Gene Ontology annotation, biological process: regulation of transcription by RNA polymerase II. Gene Ontology annotation, cellular component: nucleus. Gene Ontology annotation, molecular function: DNA-binding transcription activator activity, RNA polymerase II-specific; RNA polymerase II cis-regulatory region sequence-specific DNA binding. The coding region runs from base 1 to 1506 and encodes 501 amino acids. Lineage: Eukaryota; Metazoa; Arthropoda; Insecta; Psocodea; Pediculidae.